This is a messenger RNA of Aureobasidium namibiae CBS 147.97, 879 nucleotides long. Its product is annotated as chromatin associated protein KTI12. The record is from RefSeq and is a predicted model, not a curated record. The transcript is spliced from 3 exons. Lineage: Eukaryota; Fungi; Ascomycota; Dothideomycetes; Dothideales; Saccotheciaceae. The coding region runs from base 1 to 879 and encodes 292 amino acids.
AUGCCACUCAUUCUCAUCUCCGGCUUUCCCUCAAGCGGCAAAACCCACCGCAGCGAACAAGUAAAGGAAUACUUUUCGCAAAGGAUACUCGAGUCACAAGACACACGCAUCUCCAAGCUCAAGAUCCAUCACUUGAACGACCAAAACCUAGGGCUAGACCGCGAUGUCUAUGCUGCUGCAAGGAGCGAGAAAGAUGCAAGAGCGACCUUGUCGUCGGCGAUCAAGAGAGACUUGACUGCCAAUUCGAUCGUUAUCGCCGACUCCAUGAACUAUAUCAAGGGCUUUCGCUAUCAGAUGUUCUGUGAGGCGAAAGCUCAGCGGACGCCGAGUUGUGUGGUACACAUCGGCACACCCGUAGACAAAUGUCGCGAACUGAACCAACAAGCCCUCGACGCAGGCACAGGCGGCUACGCACCCGAGCUGUUCGAAAACCUCGUCUUCCGCUACGAAGAGCCCAACGGCAUGACACGCUGGGACUCUCCUCUGUACACCGUUCCCUACGACGACUCCACACCACCGCUAGAAGAACUCUGGGACACCCUCGUCGGCGGCAAAGUCAAAGCCGUGAAACCCAACUCCGCUACCGUCCUUGCGCCAGCAACCGAGCAAAAUUACCUGUACGAGUUGGACAAAAUGACAUCUGAUAUCGUUGCGCAAAUUUCAAGUUGGCAGAAAGAUCACUCAGGAGAAAGUGGUGGUGAGGUUGUGGUGGAGGGAGCGGAGAAUGCGAUUGAGUUACCUGCGAAUACCCUGGGAUUGCCGCAGUUGCAGAGGUUGAGAAGGCAGUUCAUUACGAUGAAUCGCACGCACAGUCUGACGAAAGAUCGCAUCAAGGACUUGUUUGUGGAUUAUUUGAACGACACCUUCAACGCAGCAUGA